Papilio polytes (common Mormon) is the source of this 1441-nucleotide messenger RNA. Its product is annotated as facilitated trehalose transporter Tret1-like. The transcript has 7 exons. Gene Ontology annotation, biological process: transmembrane transport. Bases 38 to 1441 code for a protein of 467 amino acids. NCBI's taxonomy places the organism in Eukaryota, Metazoa, Arthropoda, Insecta, Lepidoptera, Papilionidae. Gene Ontology annotation, molecular function: transmembrane transporter activity. Gene Ontology annotation, cellular component: membrane. The record is from RefSeq and is a predicted model, not a curated record.
UACAAAAGGAAUUAACGUUAUACAUAAAUUAUUCAAUAUGCUGCCAAUAUUAAAAGCGCCACGAUUCAAACAAUAUGCCAUAGUUUUAAUUGUCAAUCUAGGCGUGAUAACGACUGGUAUGAGUCUGGCUUGGCCGUCGCCGGUGCUUGUGAAGUUAAGGAACGAAACUGAAUCUCCAUUAGAACGACCCAUUACUGAUGAAGAGGGCUCAUGGAUCGCUUCAGUGGGUGCUCUGUGCAACACAUUCACUCUUUGUUUUCUAGGCAUGUUAAUAGACCGUAUUGGUAGAAAACACUGCGUAAUACUGACAUGUCUGCCGAAGAUAUUAAUAAGUAUUGUUUUCAUAUUUGCCAAACAGGCAUGGGUCUUGAUAUUGGGCCGGGCUAUAAUUGGUUCAGCGGAUUUUUUCCUGUUUACUGCCGUCCCUAUUUACGCUUCGGAAAUCGCUGAUAAAGAAACUCGAGGUUCUCUCGGCACUUUACUGCAGAUGUUGAGUUCUUUAGGUAUAGCAAUAACGAAGUCAAUAGGACCUUUUGUUUCAUAUACAACGUUUAGUGUAAUAUUUGCAGCAAUGAAUCUGCUCGUGGCGAUUCCGGUAUUUUUUUUACCCGAUAGUCCCUACUAUCUCUAUUCCAAAGGAAAAAUCGAUAAAGCAACGGAUAUAUUAACAUCCAUCCGUGGUUCCGAAGAAUUAGCGAAAGAAGAGCUCGUCAUGUAUUCAAUUGCGGUUAACACAGAGAAAGUCGAUAAAAUGAAAUUAUUAAAGGAUCGUGUCUUUCUUAAAUCUAUUGGGAUAGCGACAGUCCUUUGUUUUAUCUCACAAUUUACUGGAUUUAACGCAGUAUCGUAUUAUUUGCAAACGAUUUUAGUAUCCACGAACACUAAGGUUAUGCCAGAAAUUGCUUCGCUUGUGAUUAGUUUGAUACAAAUUUUAGCAGCAUUAUGUGCAGCGAUAGUUACUGAUAGAUGGAAAAGGAGACAUAUAUUGCUAUCAUCGCUCAUUGGUGUCUUGAUUGGAUUGCUAGCGUUGGGAUUAUUUUUCAAAUUAACGGAGGAGAAGCAAGAGGUGAUUGGAUUCUUGAAUUACUUGCCAAUGAUAUCGCUGAUACUAGUAAUUUACUCUUAUAGUGCAGGGAUAGGUUCAUUAUUUUGGGUGUUGAUCCCAGAGUUAUUUGACGGUCCUGGUCGAGCAUUAGGAGUUACUAUGGCGAUGGUCUUCGUAUCUCUUUUUAUAUUUAUCACCACGAAGUUCUUUCCCCUAUUGACUGUGGCUAUAGGACCAGCGAUGACGUAUUGGUCUUUUAGCAUUAUUUGUGCGUUAAGUUGUGCUUACGUUUAUUGCUGCAUUCCUGAUACAAAUGGAAAGACCUUUAAUGAGAUACAAAAAGCAUUAAGCGGAGAGCAAUCAAGAGAAAAGAAUGAAAAAUAUACUGAUAAAUAG